CAUGACCAGUAUCUUCGAAUAUGGCGGAGGGAGUGGAGGUGACGUUCUUCGACCUGAGAGUAGUUCACGAUCACUUUGAUCGUGCCCUCAUAGAAGAUGACGAUGUCAACAUGAGGGCUUAUCUCGAUGCCUACAAUGAACUUUACAAGUUCUUUCAACUAAUGGGAAGUGUCUUCAGUUUUGUUUCCGCCGAUUUGAAGCAGAAAAUUGAUAUUCUAAAUGAAUUAUUGAAUAAAGAAGAGGAGAAGUAUCAAACAGUGAAGUCAAUGAUCGAGCAUGAGAAGGAGAAUAAAUUAUUGAACAAGGGAGAUUACUCUAAUGGGGCUAGGACCCUGCUGAGACUUCACAGAGGACUUGAUUUUAUUAGAGAAUUUUUGAGGCAAUUGGGGGAUCUCUCCGAUGCUGAUAAGACAUCGAGCUGUUGUCAGGAUGCUUACAACAAAACCCUGGCCAAGCAUCAUCCAUGGGUCAUAAGGAAAACAGCUGUUGUUGCUAUGUACACCAUGCCUACCAGGGAAACACUGCUCAGGAAGGUAUGUGGAGACAAUGUUCAACGUAAUGUUGACGUUCUGCCAAAAAUGUUGGAAGUGACUGCCGACAUAUUCAACCGUACACACAGUCUCUACGAUUUCCACGAGCUUCACGAGUUACCUUGAAAGUAUUGCGAUAAUUUAAAAAGCAUUUGAAUUCAUAUCAGUGAAGAAAAAUGGAAAUAUGUACUUAUGAUUGUUGGCAGUGGACGGAAGGAUGAAAUUCCAACAUUUUACAGCUUCAAAGGCUAUUGAAAAGUCCGAAAUGUCCACUUUGCCCCCACCUCCGGUAGCUUUAUUAAGCUUUUGUAUUUAUUUUUAGAGAAUCAAUUUAAAAUACCAUUCCAGAAGUUGGAAAAUGUUUUGUAACAAUCGAUGAAUUUCAAGUAACAUUAUGUGCUUCGUGUAAUUUUUUCGGUAGUGUGCAAUCGUAAAAUGUAUUCUGCACUUUUAUGUAAAUUUUUUAAGAUUAUUCCAUAAAACAAGCUAUUGCGACGGAAAAUAAAACUCAUCAGGAUAUAA
Molecule: messenger RNA, 1052 nt
Organism: Diachasma alloeum
Lineage: Eukaryota; Metazoa; Arthropoda; Insecta; Hymenoptera; Braconidae
Product: ceramide-1-phosphate transfer protein
Exons: 4
Coding region: 21-656 (211 amino acids)
Biological process (GO): intermembrane lipid transfer; ceramide transport
Cellular component (GO): membrane; cytosol; cytoplasm
Molecular function (GO): ceramide 1-phosphate transfer activity; ceramide 1-phosphate binding
Source: RefSeq, a predicted model, not a curated record